Messenger RNA from Linepithema humile (Argentine ant), 4210 nucleotides. RefSeq names its product 6-phosphofructo-2-kinase/fructose-2,6-bisphosphatase. The record is from RefSeq and is a predicted model, not a curated record. Gene Ontology annotation, cellular component: cytosol. Gene Ontology annotation, biological process: fructose 2,6-bisphosphate metabolic process; fructose metabolic process. NCBI's taxonomy places the organism in Eukaryota, Metazoa, Arthropoda, Insecta, Hymenoptera, Formicidae. Gene Ontology annotation, molecular function: ATP binding; 6-phosphofructo-2-kinase activity; fructose-2,6-bisphosphate 2-phosphatase activity.
AGCCGUGGUAGCACGAGAAGCACUAGUCGUCAGACAGUUGGGAAGUGUAUAUCGACCGUUUGCGUCAGCAACAAGCACGAUUCUAUUCUUGUACAGCGAAGCAUACUUGCGCUUUGGUCGCGAUAGAGUGUGAAAAGCGAAGAGCAGAAGCUGAGAGAAGCCGUGGAUGAGAAGUCGUCGAAAAGUUUCGAGAAGUAUCGACCGAAAUUUCUCUUUGGGUGCGCAUCAAUAUUGAUACCACGUCAAUCGAUUAUCGUCGAAAGGGAACAGAAGCGGAAGGGAAAAAAUUUCAACAAAGCGGGAGAGAUUAGAGCGAUCACGACAGUGAUCGUCCCGGUUUGUGGCCCAGAAUUUCGAAGAAGAAAAGCAAUCGGUGAGAUUGGAGCGAGCUGUCGUUGUUACUAUGUAAAUUACCAGCGAAUAAGCUCAUCUGCGCGCGCGCACUGCUGUCAACGAGUUACGAUACCAGAAGCGACGACAACAACAUCGUCGACAGCGGCGGAAGGAACGGACGCGAGCGAGAGGAAAUUGCGCGGCACGCCGCGAGCUAGAGGCCUGGGCUUUUCUCUGAUCGAUCUCAAAGAAGCUCGCAAACUGGCUCCGGAAGUGAGGAUCAAGCAAAUUGGAAUGCGGGAGGACCUGCUGUCCAUAAUACGACACACGAGCAGCGACCACUUUUCGGAAGAGCUUUAGCCGGGAGCUUAACCUGGAAGUAGAAACCGGAGCAGCGGAGAAUCGGCCAAGCUGGCGCGACGAUUCGCGGGUAGAAAUAUUUGCGCGAUAGAGUAGAGGUGGCUCCUGCUCGUUGGCUUUUCGAAGCGACUCGGGUUAUACUCGGGCUUCCUUUUGCUCCGAGGAUCCUCGCAAUUAUCCCUUUGAUUGAUCUUUAUUUUGUCGUAAUCAAAAGAGAGAGAGAGAGAGAGAAAGAGAGAAGGAGAAUCAAAAAUUUCCGGAAGACCGAUCGUUCUCCGUUAUACGGUUUCCUCGGUUAUGCCCUGGGUCGCAGCAUGUUUUGAGCUGCUGGCGACUCCGUUAUUGGGUUACUGUCUCGCGGUCAGAAAACUGGCUCUACAAGCCGGCGUCCUGCAGGAGAAAAAGAGCGAUCCCGCUGGGCAGCAAACGUCUAACGAGGAGACACCCUUGAACGCUGACACCACCAUGGUUCCUAACGCGGAAGAGCAGCGUCAAGAUCUCGGCAAAGAGAAGGUCGCAGCAAAAAUCCCGGGAGUAGCGAAAUCAUCGCGUAAAUUCGCCGGGGUUGUCAUAGCCACUUGCGGCUUACCAGCUCGUGGAAAAAGCCAAAUCGGGCAGAGUCUUGCUCGCAGACUCAAUUGGAAUGGCGUGACCACAAAAGUAUUCCGUGUGUGUGAUUAUCGAAGAAAACGGCUUGAACCCCAUAUAUCUCACGACGAGCUCUUUCGAUCGGACAAUGCGGCAAACAACGCAUUAAGAACUCUCGCUCAGAGAGAUGCCAUGCAGGAUUGCGCAGCAUGGCUGACAUCCGGAAAUACCGUAGCGCUCCUGGACGCUAUGUUGAUCACACGAGCACAGCGCACAGAAGUUUACGAUUAUUUCUCCGGUCAACUCGGUUAUCGCGUUCUGUUCAUCGAAUGCAUUUGCAACGAUCCGAAAGUUCUAGAGCACAACCAACAGGAGAUCGUGAGACACAGCGCUGAUUACGUAGACGUCGAUUCUACUUUAGCAGCGGAAGAUCUACGCUCAAAAAUUGCCUUUUACGCUCGAUCAUACGAGCCCAUGAACGAGAGAACUUAUCCGACGAUCAGAAUCGAUAUUGCUACUAUGGAUAUAGAGACCUGCAAAGUAUCUGGUCAUGUCGAAACCAGCGUGCUCGGAUACCUUGGAGAUAUCAGUCUCGAAUCUCAUACACUUUAUUUUUCGAGGCACGGCGAAAGUGAGUACAAUGUGCUCGGUAAAGUCGGCGGCGACGCAAUAUUAAGCCCCAGAGGAGAGCGAUAUGCUCAAGCUUUAUCAAACAAGUUUAACGAGAUGCGUAUUCCCGAUCUUCGAGUUCUCACCAGUCGUCUUCGCAGAACAAUCGCAACGGCACGGGGAAUCGAAGCCCCUCAAGAACACGUAGCCGCUUUGAACGAGUUACACGCCGGCGUGUGCGAGGGCCUCUCUUAUGAGGAAAUGCAAGAACAUUAUCCGCAGGAAUUCGCGUGGCGUGAUCAGGACAAGCUGCGUUAUCGUUAUCCGUGGGGUGAGAGCUACAUCGACGCGAUGCACCGCGUCGAACCGGUAAUCGCCGAGCUGCAGCGCUCAAACAAUGUCCUCGUGGUGUCGCAUCAGGCAGUAUUACGCUGCAUCAUCGGAUUCUUCCUCGAUAAGAAACCCGAAGAGCUGCCCUACAUGGAGGUACCGCUGCAUACAAUAAUACGUAUUACCAACCAAGGCUACAAUUACAAGCUCGAGUUCUUCAAGCUGCCGAUCGAAUGUGUCAACACGACUCGUGUCAAACCGACGAAUUGCAGCGGUGACCGCACCGCUGCUGAUGCUCUCAUCACGGUUCCCGAUCAUUUCGAUAUACCGGAUCCUUGGCGAAAUCCCGGCAGCGGACCCACUCUUGUGCAACAACAUUAAAAGAAUCGAUACGCCUGCUUCGAAAAUGGUGUAAAUCGAGAUUUGAAAUACGAUACGAAUACCGUUCUUGAAAAAUGUUAAUAUGAAAUAAUCGUUGAUUGAUGCAUGGUUUGCAUAUAAUAUAUAAAAAAAAAAAAAAAAAAAAAAAAACAAACGAUUACAGGAGCAGAACUAAAAUAUAAGUGAUGAUGUUGACUCUCGUUACAAAUAAAUCAUAUUUAUAACGAUUAUACAUAUUUUACAGGAGAAUUAAUGAGGUUUUCAAAUAUUGAUUUAUGCCAAAUUCGAAAUGUGCGACUCACAUGAUUAUCGCUUACGUCAAUAAUUGUCUGCAGACCUGCGGCGCUGCCGGAAUUAAUUAUUCAUUUGUUUGUAGUUUUGGAUAUGGAUAAAUCACUACUAUUAUGGAACGAAAUUAGUAUCACUAUUUUAUAAGUAUUUUUGUAGUGGCAGCUAACGAAAUGUUGUUUACAUCGCACAGUAGCUUGUAAAAGAACAUAAUGUGUCGAUUUGAUCUACUUGUAAUCAACAUGUGGGUACGGUAGACGUAGAAAAAUGUUUCUUCUUGAGUUCACAAGAUUUCUUUUACGUAACAACAAACAACUCACAGAUUGUCAAAGAUGAAUAUAUUGACACUGAUCGUUGACGAAGUUCUGAGGCUGUUUUGGAUCGACUUGGAUUGACGAUAGGUCUACGAUAAAUCAACAUUUUGCAACACGCCUUCUUAAUGAGUAGCAAUUGGAAGCCCAUGGUUCGAGCCCUCUACGUAUCACGAGUUUUUUCAGUAGUUUAUAGUGGUUGUUCGGUCAUAGUAUGCUCGAUAACUUGUGUCAUAUAGAUUAAGAUAUAUUACCUGUUGUGCUAAAUAUACGUGCAAAAUUGUAUAUAAAACAAGCGGGAAUUUGAUGUUAAAAAUUAUUUGUGAUAGAAAAUACAUUACUCCACAAAAGAUAAGAAGCACUUUUCAGACGCUCAAAAUUCAACAAUUUUCAAACCGUUGUAACUCGAUAUUUUUUAUACAAAAUGUAGGACUGGUUUCAAAGUCGCGUGAUUCAAAAGGAGAAAAAAAACGUAGCAAAAUAAAAAAAAACGCAUUUUAUAGGUAAAACGUUGUAGUUUUUGACACUUGUCAUAAAUUUUGAGAGAAAAAUUUUUUUAUCAAGCUACACAGAGUGUUGAAAGUAAAUAGUUCCAAGAACAAAACAAUCUGUCCUUUUUUCAAGCUUUAUUUUUCGAGAAUUGCAAAAACAAAAAAUUUUUUUAAAUGACUAAAAGCACGCAAAGUACAAACUUGAAGCUUUAAAAUGCUUUUUUAGUUUUUUGUCUGCGAUGAUAUUUCGUCAAGUUAGAGCGGUUAAAAUUGUUCAGUUUUGAGCGUCUAAAAAGUAUUUUUUUGUGGAGUAAUGUAAUAGCGCGCAAAUAUUAUCAUUAAAAUACAAAUCAUCGUUCCUUUGCAUCUCGGCAUUUUCAAAAGUGUUUUUUUCUUAAAGUAAUUACAAAAUUUUUAUUUCGUAACUGUGAUUAUUUUUAUCGAUGCAUGAUCUCUUCUAUUGCAACUUUUUAUUGUUUCAAUGUUAUCGAAUUUACAGUUUUAUUGAAAAAAAAAAAA